ACAAUUUCUUUUCUGUCAUAUUUAGUUCCACUAAAAAUUCGGGCGUGCCGGAACUUGUAGGUUGUCCGGUUAAAAGAACGAGAUUUAGAAUUUUUAUUUUAGACGCAAACUAUUUUUAGGACAAAUUUGUUGUUUGAUUAUCAAAAUUGAAAAUUGUUAGCUGAAGUUGCGGUAUAUAGAAAGGGGAUUGGAUUCUUCAAUAGUCAUGUGGAUACAAGCAGGAGCAGUUAAGGGCUAGUUAGGAUUUCACAUGCAGAAGUUUUAUUGGGAGUAUUCGUUUAGUUGAGUGUUUGGCAUGGUUUAUGCAUGUAUUGUCUUGUUUUUGAUCCACAGCUGCAGAUUUUUUCUUGGUAUUUUGAGCUCAGAAGAAUCGAUUGAAAAACCCCAAGGUUUUUCUUCUGGGAAGUUGUCCUGCGAAUUAAUAGGGAUUCUUGGUAGGUGAGGGCUGCCUAGUUAUUUGCUGGAAGGAAUUGUGAUACGGUUUUCGCAUAGCCUAUCAGAUUGGGGGUUUUUCACUGUUGCCCACUUCAUCGUUUUCAUUACAUGCAGUCGACUGAGGAUUUUCUAGAUUGAGUCAUAACAACAGUGACGAGGAUAUUUAUUUGUUGGGGAACAGAGAUUGUCAGGUUUGCCAUCUUCAAGGUUGAAGCAAUAAGAAGUGCAGUCGUUUUUUUUGUUUUCCAGGCCGUCAAAUUAUUUUUUCAGAGGAUGCUAAGUUAUCCAGAAAUCAAUUUAUGCAGUCCCUGUCUGAGAUAGCUAAGGGUAUUAAGGAGAAAUUGGACAGACUUAUGGGAAGCUCCUCUGUUGCAGGUUUAAAGAUUCAUAGUUGCAGUUUUAGAGCUUCGAGAUUUGUUGAACUCAGAAGACUAAGUAGUACCGUGAAAGCUGUUUUGUGAAUCUGUUGUUGAUGCAGCGCUUUCAAAAAUUGAAUAUUUUGAGUGCAGAAAAGCCUGGGCAGGCUGUUUGAUUUCGUAGAGAAGCAUAUUUUGAUUGGGGCACAGUGGGAGAACAAGGUUGCUGACAAACUGUUUUUUUUACUCAGAAAUGAUGAGCACUCAGAAAGUGGAUAGUGUGCAGCAUGAAGGGUCCAUUUUAGGACCCAAAAACGCUAUCCAAAGUGUUCCUGCCCUUGUUGCUCAUCAAACCUCUAAUGCUGGUAAGUCUAAGUAUCCGACUUCUGUUCAACAGCCUCCUCUGCAGGCUGCAUCAUCUAAUUCUUCCGGAGCAGUGGAUUUUCACGGAACAAAAUCCAUUCCUCCAAUUUCAUUGGCCUCGUCAGGGAAGAAACUGAAUCCCGCACCUGUGUCCUCAAAUCUCUCUGCGUUAACAAAUGUCAUCGAUGUCGAGAAUGUCUCUUCCACAUCCUCAACGUUUUGUACUAAUUUGCAUUUCUCUCCCUCCUCAAUUUCACAACAUCGACAUCCAACUGCUCCCCUCCCAUUCCUUCCUCCUCCAUCAGAGUCUUCACUGAGGUCUUCUGUGAUGCCGCCCUCUCAAUCUGCAUUUUCUCAGUCUAUGUUUUCUGGGGAUUAUAUGCAACCGAGCUACGGCGACACACAUUCGGGGAAUCCUUUGGAAGAGUUUUUACACUUCCCUGAUGCUGCCUCUGAAUGUAGUCAAUAUGAUCAAACUGCUGCUAAUAGUGGACUGGUUGGUGGCGAUCAUUCCAAGUCUGCAGACUGGUCAGAUUGGGCACAACAACUAGCUCCUGAGGAGGAAAAUCUGGCUGCCAGUUGGACUAAUUUCCUUGUCGUGGAAGGUGAUGGAGAUCCUGGCUUGAAUACAAUAUAUCAGACUCAAAAUUUGCCAAACGCGGAUUCGGUUUUAUCCCAGAGGCAGAUUUCUCAGGAGUUUCUUGCCCCCAGGGGCGAUAAUCAAUUGGUUGCAAGCUCUACAUUGUCUGGAACUGGGAAUUCUAACAAGCCACGGUUGAGAUGGACUCCAGAACUACAUGAAGGAUUUGUGGAAGCUGUUAAGAAGCUGGGUGGUGGUGAUAAAGCGACUCCAAAAGGUGUUUUAAAGCUUAUGAAUGUGGAGGGCUUGACAAUAUAUCACGUGAAAAGCCACUUGCAGAAAUACCGGAUUGCCAAAUACAUUCCAGAUCAAACAGAAGUCAAAGCUUCUUGCAGUGCUGGACAGGAGGAAAACAAUUCUUCUGACAAUGUGCCUGUUUUGGACCUGAAAACGGGCAUGCAAAUUACAGAGGCAUUGCGGUUGCAGAUGGAGGUCCAAAAGAAGUUACACGAGCAACUUGAGAUCCAAAGGUCACUGCAAUUGCGUAUAGAAGAACAUGGAAGAUAUCUGCAGAAGAUGUUUGAAGAGCAACAGAGAACAAGUGACUCAGUUAAGAUUGAAAACCUCUCUGCUCCCAUAGGUCCUUUGGUACAGUCUUCUGACGUUGCACUUGAUAGUGGAACUAAUCCUGCUGGGAAUAUGGAGGGAGUACAGCAAGAGAAGAGUGACUUAAAGGCUGUAGAUUCAAAUUCUAUGCAUGAACCACUUCCAGUUGUCGACAAGAAUUUGAAAGUUUUGGAAGAUGACACUAAAAAGAUAUCUUAUGAGUCAGUUCUCGAGUCUGAAGAUCAAUCAACAUCCCCACCUGUAAAACGUAUUAAAACAGACACUGAAAACACAAGCAUGAAUAUGCUAGGACGUGGACCUUCCAAAGUUGCUAGCAAUUAAACAUCACAGCAGAUUAAAUCUUGGCACUGAAAUUGCACUCUCUGAUAUGAAAUCAGUCCUAAAUCCAGAAUUGUUGGUAGCAUGAUGAGCAGUGCAGGACAUAAGAGUCCACAGCCUUAGGUCUAUGUUAGUUUUUGCUGUAAGAACAACUGUUAACUUUGGAAAUGGUUUAUUCAAAUUGGUAAAGAAUCUUUCCAGCAUGCAUGUAAGAAUGCCGGCAAUCAAACUGGGGCCUCAUUUGGGUAAUUUAAUUGGGCCCUCAUUUGGGUAUAUGGUUAGGUUGGUUUGAACGAUAGUCAAUUUGUAUAAAUUUAAUUGGGGCCUCAUUUGGUUAUGGUCAGGUUGGUUUGAAGGAUGGUCAAUUUACGUGAGUUUAAAGCUCAAUUCUAAAGUUUUCCGAGCCA
This is a messenger RNA of Cryptomeria japonica (Japanese cedar), 3086 nucleotides long. RefSeq names its product protein PHOSPHATE STARVATION RESPONSE 1. Gene Ontology annotation, molecular function: DNA binding; DNA-binding transcription factor activity. The transcript has 8 exons. NCBI's taxonomy places the organism in Eukaryota, Viridiplantae, Streptophyta, Pinopsida, Cupressales, Cupressaceae. Bases 1045 to 2682 code for a protein of 545 amino acids. The record is from RefSeq and is a predicted model, not a curated record.